Ilex paraguariensis (yerba mate) is the source of this 941-nucleotide messenger RNA. NCBI's taxonomy places the organism in Eukaryota, Viridiplantae, Streptophyta, Magnoliopsida, Aquifoliales, Aquifoliaceae. The record is from the annotation of a GenBank genome assembly.
AGUAUGUAAGGUGGCCAGUGCUUGCAAUAGCCAUCCUUGCUUCCGUUGUGGGAAGUCAAGCAAUCAUCAGCGGGACAUUCUCGAUCAUCAACCAGAGUCAAUCACUUGCUUGCUUUCCGAGAGUGAAGGUUGUUCACACCUCUGAUAAGAUACAUGGCCAGAUCUAUAUCCCUGAGAUCAACUGGAUGCUCAUGAUCCUCUGCAUUGCUGUGACUAUUGGGUUCAGAGACAUAAAACACAUGGGAAAUGCAUCAGCUUCCCUGACCAAGUUCCAUGAAGGUGCCUGGCUUCCCAUCCUCCUUGCACUUUUCCUUGUUACUGUCAUGUUUGUUUGGCACUAUGCCACCAUUAAAAAGUAUGAAAAUGACUUCUUCACAACAAAGUUCCAUUGGAUGGCUUCGGUACCAGUCCCUUUUGUGCCUCCAGCUGAGCGGUACCUUGUAGGCCGUGUGGGUCCUGCAGCUCAUCGGUCGUACAGAUUGGCUGUGAUAGGAACUGUAGGAUUUGCUGGCAGACCUGCGUUUGAGAAUGAGGAAACCAUGCAACCACGAAGUGUAACUGUUGGGUUCCCAACAGUUGACAGUAUAGCUGAUGUUACUGAGAUGGCGCCCCUUGGUGUUGUGGAAAGAAGAGUGAGGUUGCUGUUGAUAAACGAAUCUGAAGCUGAUUCUCAGUCUGAAAUUGAUGUGCAAUUGCGGGAAGAGCUAGAAGAUCUGUAUGGGGCUCAACAGGCGGGGACUGCGUUCAUUCUUGGGCAUUCACAUGUUAAAGCAAAACAAGGAUCAUCUUUCUUGAAGAAGUUGGCAAUCAACUUUGGUUAUAAUUUCCUGAGGAGAAAUUGCAGGGGACCAGAUGUAGUACUCAAGGUGCCUCCAGCGUCUCUCCUCGAGGGUUGGCAUGGUUUAUGUUUAUUUGAGCUAUAUAAAUGCAAACUAGUAUGA